AUGUCCCAAGGCCUGGUUGGAUCGCUCUCACCUCAUAUGGGAAACCUCUCCUUCCUCAAAAGUAUUGUUCUUCAAAACAAUAGCUUCCACGGCCCAAUCCCACAAGAGAUGGGUCGCUUGUUUCGGCUACAAAAAUUAGAAUUCAGCAACAAUUCGUUUGGCGGUGGAAUACCCAACAACCUUUCUCGCUGCUCAAAACUUGAAUGGCUGAACUUGGUCGACAACAACCUAGCCGGAAUCAUCCCAGCCGAGUUGGGCUCUUUGUCAUGGCUUGGAACUUUAGCCUUGAGUAAAAACAAGCUUUCAGGAACCAUCCCUCCUUUCAUUGGAAACCUCUUAUCUCUUUCCAUUCUCUCUUUAUCAGAAUGUAAUUUGCAUGGGAAGAUUCCGGCGGAACUUACUAGGCUUCAAGGCCUGAUACGUGUCUGGUUAAGGGGGAAUAACCUAUCUGGCAAAGUUCCAGCUGGCCUUUACAAUAUCUCCACCAUCAUUUUGUUAUCAGUAAGUGUUAACCUACUUGAAGGAAAUAUUCCUCCUGAUAUAGGCUCCACACUUCCUUAUCUCAAGUUUCUUUAUUUUUCGCAAAAUUUGUUUACUGGAACACUUCCUACUUCACUGUCAAAUGCUUCAGAACUUGAAAAUAUAUUCUUCCCUGCAAAUGAUUUCAGCGGGACAAUGCUGAGAGAUCUUGGAAAACUUCUGGGUCUUCGAUGGAUAGGUGUUUUCCAAAAUCGGUUGCAGGAUGACCUCACUUUUAUUUCAUCUCUAACAAAUUGCACCAGUUUACAAUUUAUUGGUGCGGGUUACAAUCUUUUUAGAGGUUCAUUGCCUGACUCCAUAGCUAAUCUCUCCACACAUCUUGGUUGGAUAGGUUUGCAGAUUAAUCAAAUACCUAGUCAGUUGCAAACUAGCAUCGGGAACCUCCUCAACCUCACUACCUUAUCUAUGGAAAUGAAUAAUCUUGCUGGCCCUAUUCCAUCCUCCAUUGGCAGACUUCAUAAUCUACAAUCUCUGUUGUUAGCCCAGAACAAAUUCACAGAACUUCCAUCUUCGCUUGGUAAUUUGACUUCGUUGAUUACACUCAACUUGGGACAAAACAAUAUCCAUGGAAGCAUACCUCCGAGUUUGGGCAAUUGUCAUAGCUUGUUGGAAUUAGACCUUUAUAAAAAUAAUUUCAAUGGUUCAAUACCCCCUGAAAUUAUGAGUCUCUCCUCCAUUUCAACAUCCCUCACGUUAGAUCACAAUGCACUAACCGGUUUUCUUCCAUCAGAAAUCGAGUCUUUGAAAAACCUUGCAAACAUGGAUGUGUCCUAUAAUAAAUUAUCAUGA
Camellia sinensis is the source of this 1329-nucleotide messenger RNA. Lineage: Eukaryota; Viridiplantae; Streptophyta; Magnoliopsida; Ericales; Theaceae. The record is from RefSeq and is a predicted model, not a curated record.